UUGCUGGACUGGGACAUGGGCAACGAGUGUUUCCUGUCCUUCACCACCUCGCACCUGCCCCUGUACACGCAGAACCUUGCCAAAUACAGACUCCAAAUAGUUGAACCACCACCGCUGCCUUUGGAAAAAAAACCCAAGCCUGAUAAAGAUGGUCCAGACAUUAAGCCCAAUCUGUGGAUGUGGGUGAACCCAAACAUUGUGUAUCCUCCUGGCAAGCUGGAGGAGGAGAGACUUAAAAAGAAGGACCUGCAAAGUGUGCUGCCUUCCUACCAUCCGUCCCGGAAGGAGGGAGAAGCCAGCUAUUCGAAAGUUUCAGGGGCACGGUCAUGGCUGCCUUCUUCCAGACAGCUAUCAUCUCCUUGCAGGCGGAAGCAGAAGCAGAAGCAUUCAGCCUCUUCUCCAAGCACCUGGGAGGAGCUUACAGAUGAGGAGGAGGCCAAGGACCAGGAUGACAGCUCCUCUGUGGCUUUCCCAUCCCUUCCCACAAGGGCCCCCCUCCAGAGCCAGAGGAGGCUUCGCCAAGCUGUCAGCCCAGAAGGGAGGCUUUGGUCCCGCCCCCCUCUCAAUUACUUCCAUCUAAUUGCCCUGGCACUCAGAAACAGCCCCUCCUGUGGCCUCAACGUCCAGCAGAUCUACAGCUUCACUCGAGAACACUUCCCCUUUUUCCGGACAGCUCCAGAAGGCUGGAAGAAUACGAUCCGUCACAAUCUCUGUUUCCGAGACAGCUUUGAGAAAGUGCCGGUCAGUAUGCAGGGUGAGGCCAGCACACCACCUCGAUCCCGCCUCUGGAAGUUGACUGAGGAGGGACACCGCCGCUUUGCGGAGGAGGCCCGAACCUUGGCUUCCACACGGCUGCAAAGUAUCCAGCAGUGCAUGAGCCAGCCAGAUGUGAUGCCCUUCCUCUUUGACCUUCAAGAAGAACCAGACAUGCCUUAUUAA
Onychomys torridus (southern grasshopper mouse) is the source of this 939-nucleotide messenger RNA. It is a transcript of the gene Foxr1, whose product is annotated as forkhead box R1. The record is from RefSeq and is a predicted model, not a curated record. Gene Ontology annotation, biological process: regulation of DNA-templated transcription. Gene Ontology annotation, molecular function: DNA-binding transcription factor activity; sequence-specific double-stranded DNA binding. NCBI's taxonomy places the organism in Eukaryota, Metazoa, Chordata, Mammalia, Rodentia, Cricetidae. Gene Ontology annotation, cellular component: nucleus.